Molecule: messenger RNA, 2001 nt
Organism: Theobroma umbraticum
Lineage: Eukaryota; Viridiplantae; Streptophyta; Magnoliopsida; Malvales; Malvaceae
Product: enabled-like protein (DUF1635)
Source: RefSeq, a predicted model, not a curated record
UUCUUCACGCUAGUUGGUGCAUGGCUUUAGGAUGAGAAACACAGGCAUGGACUGAGUACAAAAAGACUGACUGAGUCCCCCUCUAAACUCUUAAGAAUUGCAUAUAGAUACUGGCCAAUUGGUAGGCUUUUGGCCUUUUGUGCUUUUGUCCAACCCCCAGUUAGAAAAAAGCAACAGAAAGACAGAGUGACAGACACAGAAAAAGAAAAUAGUAGAUAGCUGCUGUUUGCUGUUCCUGUUGCUGCUUGCUGCCUUCUUAUAAGACUUGGAAGAACCACUCCAAAACCCCACCUUUGAUUAUCCUCUCUUUCUCUCUCUCUCUCUCUCACUCAUUCUCACACUUGAACAGCAAAAAAAGAGGAAAACAAAUCACUUUCAAGUUCAGUUUAGAUCAGUUCUUUAGAGUGUUCCAACUCUGAGAGCAUGGAGAGUCAGAGAGGUCAAUUCUUUAGCUGGGCUUACUUCAGUCAGGGAAAGACAAUGGAAGAGCUAAGGCAUUCUCUUUUGUAUACUACUCUUGAGCUGGAACAGACAAGGUUGGCAGUUCAGGAGGAGCUGAGAAAGAGGGAUGAUCAGCUAAUUCAACUAAAAGAGUUGCUGAGCAAGGCAAUGAGGGAGAGGGAUGAAGCACAGGAGAAAUGUCAAAGACUUUUCCUUGAGAAGCUCCUGCUUCACCAACAGCAACAACAACAGCAAGUUGCUCCUCUCUCUGGAGUUUCUAGCAUUGAAGAUGAGCAGAAGAGAAUUGACUCCAACAAUGGCUUCUCAUCAUCUGAUUGUGAGGAAAGCAUCGUUUCAUCUCCUGUUCUCGACCCAAUUCAACAACCCCAACUGCCACCAGCACCACCACAAGUACCACCACCACCUCAAUCCAUGCCACAAGCAACCAUCGAGCUGGUCCCUGAAAAGCCAUUACCUGAAAAGGGAAAGCUUUUACAGGCAGUGAUGAAAGCUGGUCCGCUCUUGCAAACCCUUCUUUUAGCUGGACCACUGCCUCAAUGGAGACACCCACCACCACCACUCGAGUCCUUCGAGAUCCCACCUGUGACCAUCCCUUCACCACCACCACCAACCCCACAACUCCUCCACCAAGACUCCUUGAUCAGCAUUAACGGUUGCAAACACCUAAACACCUGUGGUAAAGUUAACAGGAAAAGGGGUCUUUAUGAUGCCUCUGAUUCUCCUGCAGAGACCAAGUACCAAAGAUUACUUCUCCAUUGACUGCCACUACCAACAAGAGUAGUCUACAUAGUAUUAAUUGCCAUAAAAAUUUUACUACCAUUUUUAAAACUUAUUAUAGGUUAGUGAGGAUGAAAUUGCAGGGUGGAAAAUCAGCCUAUCAGGGUAUAGUGACUGAUCUUUUAGCAUUUUUGUACAGAGGUUUGCUUUAGAGAAGCAACUACCCAACUUCCUAGUUAACUCUUUGGAGAGAGUCGCAGAGAGAGCUUUUGUUUCUUGGCUUUUUGCCAAUGUUUUCCGGUGAAGAUUUUUGUCUUUAUUCCCAAGCCCCUUUUUUUUUUUUCUCCAUUUCUUCAAAUUUGGUUUUUGCUCCAUGAUGUGAAAGGGAGCUUUGAUUUCUCCAAAAAUCAAAAAAAGAACUGCUGUGGCAUGUAAAAAUUUAGUAUAACUUUAGCUUUCUAUUAGCCUGCCAAGGCGUGUGUGCUGCUUUGUAAGUGUGGACUGUUUGAGGAAUUGAGAGAUUACAUUAAAAUUAAGGAAGAUUUUUUCAAGCAAGAAUGGGUGUGGAGUUGUUGAAAUGGGGAAGAUGGGUAUGGCCAACAACCAAGAAGGUCUAAGAGGCUUUGCUUGUCGGAUCAGUGGAUCCCACAAAUCAGAAUCCGGAUCUGCUACUGGUGUGAUGUAUGAUUUUUUUUACUACUUUUUCGGUCGAGGGAAAGUAUGAUUAUUGUUUAUUUGUAAGUCUAAUCUCAUGUUUCUCGGAAUCAUUUUUCUCCCUCUUUUCUCUUGUUUAAUGGUAAUAUACUACUAAUAUUCCUUAAA